Podospora anserina S mat+ is the source of this 858-nucleotide messenger RNA. RefSeq lists its product as uncharacterized. The record is from RefSeq and is a predicted model, not a curated record. Bases 1 to 858 code for a protein of 285 amino acids. Gene Ontology annotation, molecular function: catalytic activity. The transcript has 2 exons. Gene Ontology annotation, biological process: nucleoside metabolic process. NCBI's taxonomy places the organism in Eukaryota, Fungi, Ascomycota, Sordariomycetes, Sordariales, Podosporaceae.
AUGAUGUCGAAGCGACUAUUAAGUACGGCAAACAUUGGCAAUACUACGGCCGAAAGUAGAAAAAAGGGGAAAAUAGUUUCUAAUGGUUUAGAGACCUCGGAUAUCUCUCAACAAGGAGCGAAUUCGGAGUAUACAGUCGGCUGGAUUUACGCUCUAACUACGGAAUCUGUAGCAGCCCGAGCCUUCCUCGAUGAAGAAUACGGCGGCCCUGAAGCAGUCGCCCAGCACGACAACAGUAGCUAUAUCUUGGGCAAGAUCAGCAGUCACAAUAUCGUCAUUACCGUCCUACCUAAUACAGAAUAUAGCACAACGUCCGCGGCGGCAAUAGCCCGAGACAUGCUUCACAGCUUUCCGAACGUACGUAUUAGGUUAAUGGUCGGCAUCGGAGGUAAUACGCCUAGUCUGAAGCGUGAUAUCCGACUCGGGGAUAUAGUAGUCAGCAGUCCCGGUGGCGGGAAAGGCGGUCUUCUGGACGAUAUAGAAAUAACAUUGAAGAAGAUUAAAAAGCGGAAAAACUACAGAAAACCUACUCUAACAAGCGAUAGAUUAUAUAAAUCCGACGUUAUACAUCCUUCGCACUCGUCUGAAAGCUGCGAGAUCACCUACGGUAAUAACGAAACUAACUUAGUGGUCCGAAAUAAACGAAAUAAAGAGGACGAUAAUCCCGCAAUUUAUUACGGUUUAAUUACUAGUAGAAACCAAUUAAUGAAGGAUAUAUGUAUCCGGGAUAAAUUAAUAAAUAAAAAGGGGGUUCUUUGCUUCGAGAUGGAGGCGGCCGGUUUAAUAAAUUAUUUCCCGUGCUUAGUGAUCCGCGGGAUAUACGAUUACUCCGACUCGCAUAAGAAUAAGGAUUGGUAA